CCGCAGCACCGCCCGGCUAAUUAAUAUUCAUAUAUUGCUUUACUAUGUAAUCUCAUAUAGGCCGAGUCCCGGACGCUACUGCGCAUGUGCGGGAUUUCUCACUACACCCGGAAGCGGUCUUCAGCGCUGCUUCAUUCGUCCGGAGCAGCGCUGAAGUAAGGGUGUAGGCAGUUUGAGACUCGCAGGGCGGCGGUUACAAUACAGUGGCAGUUGAAGGCAGUAACCCCGCCUUUGCCAGUUAAGUUCUAAUUUUAAUACACAGAAAAAGACCUGUAACGGGCAAACGGCACAGCGGAUCCGGGCAAGAUCAUUCAUAGACCGGCCAGAAGGAACUUGAAUAUGAAUCAUUAUGCUAAUAAGAAGAGCGCAGCAGAGAGCAUGCUGGAUAUCGCCCUGCUGAUGGCCAACGCGUCCCAGCUAAAAGCCGUAAUCGAGCAAGGACCUGAUUUCUCAUUCUAUGUCCCACUCAUCACUAUGAUCACGAUAUCCCUGGUCCUCCAGAUUGUGGUUGGGGUGCUCCUCAUCUUCAUUGUUAAAUAUGACCUUAAUAAUGUGGCCAAACACACCAAACUGGACAACCUAGAAAACGCUGCUACUGGGAUUGUGUUUAUCAUUGUCGUGGUCAAUGUGUUUAUUACAGCAUUUGGGGUGCAGAAGCCAGCAGAGGCGCCUACAAAAGUAUAGAACUAAAAAGAUAUUUAAGGACUGAAAAGAGUAUAUUUGUUUAUCACACAAACAUCCUACACAUGGCAACCGAGACAUUUCAAGUCUUCCCAUUUACGCACCUUCCCCGGACACAACAUGUGCAUCGAGUACUGGAAUUAUUUGCUUCUUUUGGGUAAAAUGUAACACAAGACACAUGGAAGUUAUUUAGAUUUCGCUGUCAAUUUAAUCUCUGACGUUCUAUGUCCCUCAGAGGACACAACUGGCAGAAAACCAAAGAGCAGGGAUUUCUUUUUUUUUUCUCCAAAACUGAUCAGAUGAUGUAGUCUUGGACCAGAAAGGAAUCAUAACAUCUGUAACUAGUCCGAUAGUUGUUUUACCCCACAAUAAUGGGCAUUCUGAAGACGAUGCAGUCUGGAGAAGUGUUAUGAAUCACGCUGCAUGUCUCAUAUACAGUACAUAUGUCUAUCUCCAUGGUGGUGAUGUGGGAUGGUCCGUGUAAGCUGCAAUACUAUGUCCCACAACCCUCUUGUGGUGUUGUCCACUGUUCUGUAGCUGUUUUCUAGCAUGAUGGAACUACAUCAGUUUAGGUUAUUUAUUUAUUUUUUUUUUGUAACACAAUGGCCUCAUUUACUAUUGCAAACCCGACAUGUUUUGUCGCGUUGUGCGCCAGAAAAUCUUGUCUGCACCAGAAUUUGCGCCAGAAUAUGAGCCAGAAUUUUAAAAAAACCUGACUAACUCUCCAUUUUACUAAGAAAACCCCAAAAAGGGGCAUGGCCGGUGGGGGAAAGGGGCGUGGUCACCGAAAAGGGACGCUUUCCCGACAUUUUCGCACAAACCCAACAUACAGUGGUCCCUCAACAUACGAUGGUAAUUUGUUCCAAAUGAACCAUCGUUAGUUGAAACCAUCGUAUGUUGAGGGAUCCGUGCAAUGUAAAGUAUAGGAAGUUAUACUCACCUGUCCCCGCCACUCCGGACCAUCACCGCUGCCCUGGAUGUCACCCUCCAUCGCUGUCACCGCAUCCCCGGGGUGUCCCUGCCGCUCCAGACCGUCUCUGCUGGCCGGGAUCGUCGCUCUUCAUCGCAGUCAUCACGUCGCUGCGCACGCCGCUCCUACUGGAUGACGGGACAGCGUGCGAGGCAACGUGAUGACGACUGAGAGCAACGGCGAUGCAGCGGAGCCUGAAGACGACGGUCCGGAACGUCGGGGACAGGAGAGUGACCAUCACGGGACCACACAUGGCACCGUAAACGGCUAUCCGGUGGCAGCUGAAGCAGUCUGCGCUGCCGGAUAGCCGUUUAUGCGAUGGCCCCGACAUACAAAAGCCUCGUAUGUUGAUGCUGCCUUCAACAUGUGAUGGCCUCUGAGAGGCCAUAGUAUGUCGAAAUUAUCGUAUGUCAGGGCCAUCGCAGGUCGGGGGGGUCACUGUAUUUACUAAGGUUUCCACAUAAAAUGUGGAGGAUUUGAGCGAAGGAAAACCCUACAGAUCAGAACAUGUGUAAAAAAAGCAAAGUGUAGGGAAAGUGGAAAAUGUAGGGAAACCUUAGAAAAUACCGUGGAAAAUAAUUGUUGGGAAUUAAAACCCACAAAGAAACCUACACGACACUCUUAGUAAAUCAGGGCCAAAUUUUUUAAAUUUUUUUUUUAAGGAACAAAAUAGGUUUGUUGAUAUACUGAAGAAAUAUGGGCAAGGUGAAAUAAAUUUUUGGUUGCAAGGUGUGGUGUUAUGCCACUAAGUAAACCGCUGCACAGGUUACGAUGCCACCAGGGUCAGAUUUACUUCACAGAUGAAAUUAACAGUGUAGACUAGAAGAAUGAAUGGAAACUAUUGGCUGGCUUAUAAUAAGAUAGUGUCGUCCUUUGGGCAUCAACUUAUAACAUCCCCCCGUUAACCCUAUCUGCAUAUGUAUCAUAGAUGGCCAAGUUUAGGUUGGCUGUGCCUUUUAUCUUAAUGGGUGUUGAGAACCCAUGCAUGCAUUUCUUGACAGGUCCAACAACACUGGCUAACAAAGUGGAAAAGUGAAGGUUAUCCAGUGUGUGUGUGAGGGGAGGGGGGGGGGGUCCUGCUCCUGUCCCUUAUUGUCUUCCUGAUCUGUAGAAUGACUUGUCGGGCCCAGGAAGAACCCUGGCCCAAUGUGUCAUUCUGCAGCUCAGCGAAUCGCUAGCAAUGUGCCACCUCGGUCAAUGAUUCGCUGAGUUGCAGAAUGACACAUUGGGCCGGGUGCUUCCGUAAAUGAGUCAUGCUGCUGCUGAGAAAGAUGAUUGCAUUAGGGAAUUGGAGGAGGACACCAGAGGCACCGUGGGAGCGCUGGAGGUAUGUAGAGGUUUAUUUUGGUAUAUCUCACACAAUGGGCAUAGCUUUGAACCCCCUUCCCCCAUAUGCUCUGGAUAACUCCUUUUAAUACAAGGAUCACUGGAAGGGUGUUGUGGGGCAAACAAGCUUGUGUCCUGCUGUGCAGGUGGUUAGGGGUGUUCUGUUAACCAGCACCAGAUUAGCACCCAGUUUUAAUUUUGUAGCUGACCUGCAAUUAUGCUAUACUGUAAAUGGUAUUUUUUCUGAAGAAGUAGAUUGUUAGUAGAUUGGUAUGGUUACCCAGGAAGAAAAGUUCCUUCACCCUAGUCUAAAUGGGCCCGUCUGGUAAAACAGCAUCAUCACACAGCCAUAAUGCCCCAUCUCAUAAAUCAUACGGAUCAUUUUACCUAACUACCAUUAUAAUGGAAUCACUGCCAUUUUUUUUUGUCUAUUCAUGUUUUGUCUAUUUUAUUUCCUUCUUAAACGUAUCUAAAAGAUUUUAGCCAGAUAAGCUACAAUGUAAAACGAUGGUUUCAACUAACGAUGGUUCAUUUGGAUGGUGCUGACAUCACGUGUAGUGUAGCUAUAUUUUAUAAUAAGGCAAAAUUCACUCUUCUGAACAGAUAUAUUGUAGUUUAUAGGAUAUGUUCUAUAAGACUGUUCAGACAAAUUGUGGAAUCCGUGACGGAAAUCUAUUUUUCCAAAGCACAGGAUUUGAUGUCAAGGAUUUGUAGCUUGUAUGCAGCAGUGUCACAUUUAUGCUACCCAAUGCUUUUCCCCCAUGUAAUCUGUUUGGAACAUCCCUUUUUUUUUUUUUAUCUGUAAUGCAGGUAAAUCUGAACUCACAUUGCAAAUAAUGGGAUUUGGAUUUUGAAGCCGAAUUUCUGCUGUGAACCUUAUCCUUAAAGGAGUUUAUUAGUGAAAUAUAACUUAUCCCGGUUCUAAAGGAGGAUAAAUUAUAGAUCGGCAAGGGGGGGUUGUCCAAUCACUGGGACCCCCCCCCCCCCCCCCGCAAUCUCCUGAAUGGGGCCCCGGCAGUCUGCUGGAAGGGGGUGUGCCGACCCCCACGCCCCUCCAUGUAUCCCAUAGAGAUAUAUGGAGGGGGCACGUCUGACGCGGCUUCCUGCGGGGGUCAGAACAUCCGCUUCCGGCAGACUGGCAGGGCCCCAUUCAGGAGAUUCCCAACAAUAGCGGUUGUCUAAGGUGAUCCUCUAUUCUGAUAGGUCUCGUUCAUUGAUCGUAAUGGUUUUCAUCGUCAGGCUAAUCCCCAGCAUCUUCUGAAUGUUCUCCUUGGAUUUCUUAGCGUUGUUCUUGCUGCAGCUGUACAUACUUCCAUGCCAAGAAUCUUCAUAUUCUCUAAUGUCUUAGCCUACGAGGAAACCUUAAAGGGCUACUCCGAUGGAAAACAUUUUUUUUUAAAUCUACUGGUGCCAGAAAGUUAAACCUUCCAUUACUUAUUAGCAGCUGUAUGCUACAGAGGAAAUUCUUUUCUUUUUUAAUUUCUUUUUGGUCUUGUCCACAGUGCUCUCUUCUGACACCUGAUGCCUGUAUCAGGAACUGUCCAGAGCAGGAGAAAAUCCCAAUUCAAACCUAUGCUGCUCUGGACAGUUCCUGACAAGGACAGA
Molecule: messenger RNA, 4582 nt
Organism: Hyla sarda
Lineage: Eukaryota; Metazoa; Chordata; Amphibia; Anura; Hylidae
Gene: NINJ1
Product: ninjurin 1
Exons: 4
Coding region: 340-684 (114 amino acids)
Biological process (GO): tissue regeneration; cell adhesion
Cellular component (GO): membrane
Source: RefSeq, a predicted model, not a curated record